GGUCAGACUGGUGCAAGUUUUCCAGCCUCUACGGGUUGAGCCCCUCCUUCUCCUCGUGCCUCCCAGAACCUUCGACGCUGGUGCUGUCCGGUAUAAGAUAUCAAAAUGUUCGGCCAGCAGGUUUUAGUGCUCAAUCAAAAUGUGAAGAGAGAGUCGGGACGUAAAGUCCAAACGGGAAAUAUCAAUGCUGCAAAGACUAUUGCAGAUGUGAUCAGGACCUGCCUUGGCCCUCGGGCCAUGAUGAAGAUGUUGCUUGACCCCACAGGAGGAAUCGUCAUGACCAAUGAUGGAAACGCCAUCCUCAGAGAGAUCCAGGUGCAGCAUCCUGCAGCCAAGUCGAUGAUAGAGAUCAGCCGCACACAGGAUGAGGAGGUGGGAGACGGUACCACGUCAGUCAUCAUCCUGGCUGGAGAGAUGCUGUCUGUGGCGGAGCAGUUCCUGGAGCAGCAGAUGCAUCCAACUGUCAUCAUCAGCGCCUACAGACAGGCUCUGGAGGACAUGCUGGAUGCUCUGAAAGAAAUCAGCACCCCCGUGGACACGUCAGUUCGCUCCAUGAUGCUGAAGAUCAUCCACUCCGCCAUCAACACCAAAGCUCUGAGUCGCUGGUCCGAGCUGGCCUGCAGCAUUGCUCUGGAUGCCGUCCGCACAGUGGAGCUGGAGGACAAUGGCCGCAAAGAGAUUGACAUCAAGAAGUACGCCAAAGUGGAAAAGGUUCCAGGGGGAAUCAUCGAGGACUCAUGUGUCCUCAGAGGUGUCAUGGUCAACAAGGAUGUGACUCACCCCAGGAUGAGACGCAUGAUCAGGGAGCCUCGAAUCAUCCUGCUCGACUGUUCCCUGGAGUACAAGAAGGGCGAGAGCCAGACGGACAUAGAGAUCUCUAAGGAGGAGGACUUUGCCAGGAUCCUGCAGAUGGAGGAAGAGUACAUACAGCAGAUCUGUGAGGACAUCAUCCGCCUCAAGCCCGACCUGAUCUUCACUGAAAAGGGCAUCUCUGAUCUGGCUCAGCACUACCUGGUGAAGGCCAACAUCACCGCUAUCCGCCGUGUGAGGAAAACUGACAACAACCGCAUUGCCAGGGCGUGCGGGGCUCGUAUUGUCAGUCGGACUGAUGAGCUGCGAGAGGAAGACGUUGGUACACAGGCAGGGCUGUUUGAGGUGAAGAAGAUCGGUGAUGAGUAUUUCACCUUUGUCACCGAAUGUAAAGACCCUAAAGCCUGCACCAUCCUGCUAAGAGGGGCCAGCAAGGAGAUCCUGGCUGAGGUGGAGAGGAACCUGCAGGAUGCCAUGCAGGUGUGUCGUAAUGUGCUGAUGGACCCCUUCCUCUUGCCGGGUGGUGGCGCCGUGGAGAUGGCAGUGUCAAAGUGUUUGAUGGAGCGUUCCCGUGCUCUGACCGGCAUCGAACAGUGGCCGUACCGUGCUGUGGCCCAGGCUCUGGAGGUCAUCCCCCGAACCCUGAUCCAGAACUGUGGAGCCUCCACCAUACGAGUACUCACCUCACUGAGGGCCAAACACACGCAGGAUAACAGUGUGUGCUGGGGUGUAGACGGAGAGACUGGCUGUCUCUCUGACAUGUCAUCUCUGGGCAUCUGGGAGCCUCUUGCUGUUAAAGCUCAGACCUACAAGACCGCUGUGGAGACGGCCAUCUUGUUGCUGCGUAUCGAUGACAUUGUCUCUGGUCACAAGAAGAAGAACAAAGAGGAGCCGAUGGGAGGACAGGGAGCUGAGUAGAUCCACAUGGGUCCAUGUUCAUCCACAUCAGCAACAGUGUCACUGUGUGUGUGUUUGUGUGUGUGUGUGUGUGUUGGGGGACCAGAUGGCUCACUGAAACUUAAUAAAAACAGUCAGUAAAGUUAAAGUUAGAAGCUGGUCUCUGAUGUCCUUAUAUGGUUGACACCUGUCAGACUCCCCUGCGCCUGACUUGUCCCCUUGAGUGGUUUGACUCUUUACUACGUGGGGUCUGAAUGAUCCUGUGACCGCAGUGGGCACCGUUGUAAAAGACUUUAUUAACAUCAGUGGGAUUUUCCCUGGAUAAAUAUUGGUUAAAUACAAAUUUAAUAAAAGAUUAUUUAGCAUAAAUA
Molecule: messenger RNA, 2078 nt
Organism: Monopterus albus (swamp eel)
Lineage: Eukaryota; Metazoa; Chordata; Actinopteri; Synbranchiformes; Synbranchidae
Gene: cct3
Product: chaperonin containing TCP1, subunit 3 (gamma)
Exons: 14
Coding region: 106-1728 (540 amino acids)
Biological process (GO): protein folding
Molecular function (GO): ATP binding; ATP-dependent protein folding chaperone; ATP hydrolysis activity
Source: RefSeq, a predicted model, not a curated record